Molecule: messenger RNA, 184 nt
Organism: Funneliformis mosseae
Lineage: Eukaryota; Fungi; Glomeromycota; Glomeromycetes; Glomerales; Glomeraceae
Source: the annotation of a GenBank genome assembly
GGCAGAUCCUGAACCAAUGCCUUCUGUCACAGCUAUCGUUAUAUGGAGUGGCGAAUCUCCUUUUGCUAAACUUCCCUCUGCGCAUUAUGCUUAUGAAGCUUUGGUACCAAAUAUAACUCCUUUCAGCUAUUUAUUUUGUAAAGCAGUUAUUGCUGACUCAACCUCGGAGUCUUUAUCUUUAUAG